AUGGAGACUUCGGGAUUCACAGAAGAGCAAUUGACCGUGCGGGACGCUGUCAUGAAGAUCUGCUCGAACUUCGACGACGAGUACUGGAUGGACUGCGACUACAACGACAAAUAUCCCGGUGACCUCCAUGCCGCCCUGGCCAAAGACGGCUGGAUAGGCAUUGCACUUCCUGAGAAUUUGGGAGGCUCUGGGCUUGGUAUUUCGGAAGCCACGAUGAUGCUGCAAACAAUUGCGGAAAGUGGCGCUGGAAUGGCAGGCGCGCAAUCGAUACAUGCAAAUGUCUAUGCCACACAGCCUGUUGCCAAGUUCGCGACCGAAGAACAGCGUGGCCGUUUUCUAAGCAAGAUCAUCAGCGGCGAAUGGCGAACGUGCUUCGGAGUCACGGAGCCGAACACUGGACUUGAAACACUUAAGCUGAAGACCACUGCAACGCCAGACGGAGACGGCUAUCGCAUUACUGGACAAAAGAUCUGGAUCACCAAUGCUCAGGUGGCCCAGAAGAUGGUCUUGCUAUGCCGCACGACGCCAAUCGAAGAAGUCAAGAAGUCCAGCGAAGGUCUCAGCAUGCUUUACAUCGACCUGAACAAGGACGAUCCGGGUCUAGAAAUCAAGAAAAUCCGCAAGAUGGGCGGCCGAGCAGUCGACGCAAACCAAGUCUUCUUCGACAACUACUACGUGCCCAAGGAUUCGCUGAUUGGCGAGGAAGGCAAAGGCUUCAAGCAGAUCCUCCACGGCAUGAAUGCGGAGCGUUGCCUUUUGGCAGGAGAGGCGCUCGGCCUUGGAUACGCAGCGCUCAAGAAGGCAACGAGCUAUGCAAAGGAACGCGUCGUCUUCGGCAGACCCAUCGGGCAGAAUCAAGCCAUCCAGCAUCCACUUGCAUCAGCAUUCAUGCAGCUGGAGGCUGCAAAGCUACUGACUUACCAUGCUGCCAGACUCUACGACCAGAGUUCGCCAGAUAAUCCAGAAUAUGACGACACAAUCACGCAGCAUGCAGUUGGGGUGGCCGCUAAUAGCGCCAAAUAUGUUGCAGCAGAGGCUGCGUAUGUCGCGUGCGAACGAAGUGUGAUGAGCAUGGGCGGCAUGGGCUAUGCUGCCGAGUAUCAUGUCGAAAGAUAUUUGAGAGAAUGCUUCGUCCCUCGGCUUGCGCCUGUGUCGCGAGAGAUGAUCAUGAACUUCAUCGGCGAGAAAGCACUUGGCCUGCCUCGUAGCUACUGA
Molecule: messenger RNA, 1215 nt
Organism: Pseudocercospora fijiensis CIRAD86
Lineage: Eukaryota; Fungi; Ascomycota; Dothideomycetes; Mycosphaerellales; Mycosphaerellaceae
Exons: 1
Coding region: 1-1215 (404 amino acids)
Molecular function (GO): acyl-CoA dehydrogenase activity; flavin adenine dinucleotide binding
Source: RefSeq, a predicted model, not a curated record